AUGUCUUCCAAUUGUAAGUUACCACUGUGUUUGACAUUCUUUUCCUUCUUUCUGUCUCUUGGUGGUUCUUUCAAGGCAGUAAUAACCAAAGAGGAAGCAGAUGGAACAACAGAGGCAACGGCUUGUCUGUUUUGGAUUCUCAAUUGGACAGUAACUUUGAUACCCUUGAAAGCUUUGGUGGCUUUAGCAAUAUCUUCACCGACCUUCUUUGGAGAUAAACCCAAUGGACCAAUCUUUGGAGCCAAAGCAGCGGAAGCACCGACUUCACCACCAACAGCUCUCAAGUAUAAAAAUUUAACUUCAUUUGGAUCAAAUUUUGGAGGCAUCUUGACUUCUGAAUGA
Saccharomycodes ludwigii is the source of this 342-nucleotide messenger RNA. RefSeq lists its product as uncharacterized. Bases 1 to 342 code for a protein of 113 amino acids. The transcript has a single exon. The record is from RefSeq and is a predicted model, not a curated record. NCBI's taxonomy places the organism in Eukaryota, Fungi, Ascomycota, Saccharomycetes, Saccharomycodales, Saccharomycodaceae.